This is a messenger RNA of Coregonus clupeaformis (lake whitefish), 2720 nucleotides long. Its product is annotated as kinesin-associated protein 3. Gene Ontology annotation, cellular component: ciliary transition zone; axoneme; kinesin II complex. The transcript is spliced from 20 exons. The coding region runs from base 104 to 2437 and encodes 777 amino acids. Gene Ontology annotation, biological process: cilium organization; microtubule-based movement. Gene Ontology annotation, molecular function: kinesin binding. The record is from RefSeq and is a predicted model, not a curated record. NCBI's taxonomy places the organism in Eukaryota, Metazoa, Chordata, Actinopteri, Salmoniformes, Salmonidae.
UGAUCCUAAUAACACCGCCACUGGCUUCAACAUUUUCCUAGCCAGUUAUUUUGCUGUGAUUCUGUUUAAAUAGGCAUCUUUGGUUUCAUAUAAAGAGCAUAAGAUGCAGUCGGAGGAUGCACGCUAUCUGAAACGGAAAGUGAAGGGUGGUAGUCUGGACGUGCACCCUACAGAGAAAGCCCUGGUUGUUCAGUAUGAGGUGGAGGCGACCAUCCUUGGAGAGACCGGAGACGAGAUGCUGGGAGACCGCAAGAAGUGUCAGAAGAUUAUUCGUCUGAAGAGCCUGAAUACGAGCACAGACAUUGCAGCUCUGGCCCGUAAGGUGGUUGAGGAGUGUAAACUCAUCCAUCCCUCCAAGCUGUCGGAGGUGGAGCAGCUGCUCUUCUAUCUACAGAACCGCAAGAAGGCCAGCGGGAAAGCAGAGAAGAGAGUGGUGAAACCUAGAGACCUAACGCCAUUUGAAGGAAUGGAGAUAGAUGAGGAGGCUAACAUCAACAAGGUGGAAGAGUAUGUUGAGCUGCUGUAUGAAGGUAUGGAGGAGAAGGUGAAAGGAGCUACACUCAUCCUACACCUGGCCAGGAACCCUGAUAAUCUGGAGGAACUACUGCAGAAUGAAACGGCUCUAGGAGCCCUGGCCAGAGUGCUGCGGGAGGACUGGAAGCAGAGUGUUGAGCUUGCCACCACCAUCAUCUAUGUCUUCUUCUGCUUUUCCAGUUUCUCCCAGUUCCAUGGGCUGGUGACCCACUAUAAGAUCGGAGCUCUGUGUAUGAAUGUCAUCGAACACGAACUGAAGAGAUACGACCUCUGGCAGGACGAACUGCAGAAGAAGACCAAGACAUGUGAAGACGACCCUGACAACCAGGCCUUGAGGAAGGAACAUGAGAAGGCCUUUAAGAAGUACCAGGGACUACUGGUAAAACAGGAGCAGCUGCUGAGAGUUGCUCUGUACCUGUUGUUGAACCUGGCUGAGGACACCAGGACAGAGCUGAAGAUGAGAAACAAGAACAUUGUCCACAUGCUGGUGAAGACCCUGGACCGGGAGAACGAGGAGCUGCUGGUGCUAGUGGUGUCCUUCCUCAAGAAACUCAGCAUCUUCCUGGAGAACAAGAACGAUAUGGCUGAGGUGGACACCGUAGAGCGUCUGUCUCGUCUGGUCCCGUGUGAACAUGAAGACCUGCUGAACAUCACACUGCGUCUGCUCCUCAACCUCUCCUUUGACACCGGGCUCCGCAACAAGAUGGUGCAGGUCGGCUUGCUGCCCAAACUCACCUCCCUGCUGGGUGAUGAGAACCACAAGCAGAUGGCCAUGUGUAUCCUGUACCACAUCAGUGUUGAUGACAGGUUCAAGUCCAUGUUCGCCUACACAGACUGCAUCCCACAGUUGAUGAAGAUGUUGUUUGAGCACGGUGAGGAGAGGAUCGAUGCUGAGCUCAUCUCCUUCUGUAUCAACCUGGCAGCUAACAAGAAGAACGCUCAGCUCAUCUGUGAAGGUAAUGGUCUGAAGAUGUUGAUGAAGAGGGCUCUGAAGCUGAAGGAUCCUUUACUGAUGAAGAUGAUACGAAACAUCUCUCAACACGACGGACCACCCAAACACCUCUUCAUCGACUACGUAGGAGACUUGGCAGCCCAGAUCAGUCCUGAUGAAAACGAGGAAUACGUGAUAGAGUGUCUGGGGACCCUGGCUAACCUCACUAUCGCUGAUCUGGACUGGGAACUGGUGCUGAAGGAGUACAACCUGGUACCUUACCUUAAAGAUAGACUCAAACCAGGCUCUGCGGAGGAUGACCUGAUACUAGAGGUGGUGAUCAUGAUUGGGACGGUGUCCAUGGAUGACAGCUGUGCCGCCAUGUUGGCCAAGUCUGGCAUCAUCCCUGCUAUUAUAGAACUACUGAAUGCCCAGCAGGAGGAUGAUGAGUUUGUGUGCCAGAUCGUCUAUGUGUUCUACCAGAUGGUGUUUCACCAGGCUACCAGGGAGGUCAUCAUCAAAGAUACACAGGCUCCGGCGUACCUUAUCGAUCUGAUGCACGACAAGAAUGCUGAGAUACGCAAGGUCUGUGACAACACUCUGGACAUAAUCGCUGAGUAUGAUGAGGAGUGGGGGAGGAAGACUCAGAGAGAGAAGUUCCGAUGGCAUAACUCUCAGUGGUUAGAGAUGGUGGAGAGCAGGCAGAUGGAGGAUGGAGAGCCCUUCAUGUACGGAGACGAUGGAGAGAUGGACAGACCUGACCUCUUCUACAGCACUGAUGGGAUCACCCCUGCGUCAGGAGCAGUCAGUCCAGACUUCUUCAGUGAUCCCUACGCACAGAAUGGAGACGGACAACAUGGUGGAGGAGCUGAUGGGUUUGACCUGACUACGGGGACAUCGAGCCGACCAGCCACCGGCUUCGGCUUCAGACCAGACGAACAGUUCUUCUACGACUACACUUCUUCCAGAUAGAGACCUUCUCACCAUCCACAGUCUGACCAACCCCCAUUCAUUCACUAUUAACACUUAACACUGACCAACCCCCAUUAAUUCACCAUCAACACUUAACACUGACCAACCCCCCAUCAACACUUAACACUGACCAACCCCCAUCAACACUUAACACUGACCAACCCCCAUCAACACUUAACACUGACCAACCCCCAUCAACACUUAACACUGACCAACCCCCAUCAACACUUAACACUGACCAAACCCCCAUCAACACUUAACACUGACCAACCCCCAUCAACAC